Molecule: messenger RNA, 1446 nt
Organism: Oncorhynchus tshawytscha (Chinook salmon)
Lineage: Eukaryota; Metazoa; Chordata; Actinopteri; Salmoniformes; Salmonidae
Gene: ndufaf1
Product: NADH:ubiquinone oxidoreductase complex assembly factor 1
Exons: 5
Coding region: 355-1257 (300 amino acids)
Biological process (GO): mitochondrial electron transport, NADH to ubiquinone; mitochondrial respiratory chain complex I assembly
Cellular component (GO): mitochondrion
Source: RefSeq, a predicted model, not a curated record
GUUACUCCUUAGUCCAAUGUUACAUGUUUUGUAUAAAGGGCGAAUUGACUCUGUAAACCAAAACAGCCAAGUACUCAUCUACAUGUGUUGAAACAAAUCCCUAUACUUUAAUAUCACAUCAAAAUAAUUUCUCAAACGCAAAAUACACUUUUAAUGUCAACAGUUUUAACCGGUCAACACAGUUGCAGCAGACAGUACCUUUUUUUAAAGUAACACGUUUGUGGCGUACCUAGCACAGGUUGUCCACUCUGUCUUCCGUCUGUUUUCCCGUAAACAAGCGCUGUAACAUGGAGAUAUGGCCAUGUGGGAAUCCUAACCCUAUAAACGUAAGGCAAGAAACCAGGAUUACUUUUUAUGGCAGUGUCAAGAGCUACACAUUUCACCCCAGCAGUGAGAUUUCUUGGAUCCUGCUACAAACAGAGACUCUUGACCCCACACCUGUCUGUGGGAUGGAGGGCUAUCUCUGGAGGAGAGUACAGACGGCCAGGCCAGACACAGGACAACACCCCCAUAUGGAAGAAGUUGGACUUCAAUAAAGGUGUGGAGGGGAUACGAAAGCAUUUUACUCUGCUGAAGAAUGAGUUUCUGGGCCGCUGGACAGGGCCAGAGGGAAAGCCACUGAUCGAACAUAUCCUGGAACAGACCAGGGUGAUCUGGGAGUUCAGAGGGCCAGAGAGCCUGGAGCAGUGGACAGUGUCUUCAGACCAAGAGAUCGGCGGGAGGAGUGAGGCCUAUCUGAAGCUAGGCAGAAACAACACUACAUGUCUGAUGUAUGGGACCCUCUGUUCUGCUCCCCCCAGGGACGGAGAGACACGAUAUAGUGGAUACUGCACUCUACGUUCCAAACCGCCCAUGGGUUCGUUUGACAGUAAGAAGCAUCACGAUUGGUCCAGCUUCAACACCCUGCACCUGCGUAUCCGUGGUGAUGGGCGGCCAUGGAUGAUUAACGUUGGUGCGGAGACCUACUUCUCACACCAGAAGGACGACAUGUACAGUUACUUCCUGUACACACGGGGAGGACCUUACUGGCAAGAUGUCAAGAUUCCAUUCUCAAAAUUCUUCCUCUCUAGUCGCGGGAGGGUACAAGAUGAUCAGCAUCCUCUCUGGUUGGACAAAGUUAACACCAUAGGAAUAACAUUGGGUGAUAAGGCAGACGGUCCAUUUCAACUGGAGAUUGAUUUUGUUGCCGUGUGUAGCGACCGUGCACACACAGAGGAGUUUGCAUAUGAGGUAUACAAGAGGAACCCUGAAGUCUGAAGACAACAAGCACCAAGUCCCAAAAAAUAAGAAGAAAAAAAGUCUGCUUCAGGAAAUGCCAAAUUUACUACAUGUAUUUACAAUUCUGGAAAAAGUACAACACCUUAUACGCACUGUAAAACAUGUGAAUUACAGAUGACCAAAAUAUUUAACAUGUUAAUGUGAACAAUAAAGUACAUAACAUUGUAA